Scylla paramamosain (green mud crab) is the source of this 1946-nucleotide messenger RNA. RefSeq names its product gonadotropin-releasing hormone II receptor-like. Gene Ontology annotation, molecular function: adipokinetic hormone receptor activity; G protein-coupled receptor activity; peptide binding. Gene Ontology annotation, biological process: G protein-coupled receptor signaling pathway; cellular response to hormone stimulus. The record is from RefSeq and is a predicted model, not a curated record. The coding region runs from base 419 to 1945 and encodes 508 amino acids. The transcript has 8 exons. Gene Ontology annotation, cellular component: plasma membrane. NCBI's taxonomy places the organism in Eukaryota, Metazoa, Arthropoda, Malacostraca, Decapoda, Portunidae.
GAGGAGGAGGAGGAGGAGGAGGAGGAGUAAAGAGCUAAUAGCAGUACAUUUCUUCAUAAUUGCUUUGGUAUUUGUCCAAGAAGAAGAAAAGAAAGGAAGAAGAAGAAGAAGAAGAAGAAGAGGAAGAAGAAGAAGGAAAGGAGGAAAGAAUAAAGAAAGAAAGAAAGGAAGGAACAGGCAAUAAUCCCUAAACUCUUAAUAAUAAUAAUAAUAAUAAUAAUAAUAAUAAUAAUAAUAAUAAUAAUAAUAAUAAUAAUAUUAAUAAUAAUAAUAACAAUAGCAACAACUUAGAUUAAUAUUUACAUUCAGAAAAACAAGGAAAAUAUAUAAAAACAAAUCAGGAAAUCAAAGAACUACUAUUACUACAACAACAACAACAACAACAACAACAACAACAACAACAACAACAACCACAACAAUGACAACAAUGCAAGAACUACUACUACAAAACGCUAACCAACCCACAAUAUACCACAACCCAACCACCACUACCACCACCACCACCAUUACCACCACCACCACCACAUACACAACACCUGCGAUCUCAUACACGAUGCUCACUGGAGGAACGGACGCAGGAGAUGAGGAGGAGGAGGAGGAGGUGGGCGCGACUGACGUAAUGAGAGAGGUUAUGAGAACUAUGAAUGAGUCUCGGUACUGGGGGGAGCUUAACUUAAGUGAGAGGGUUAAUGGCAGUGCAGUCUUGGAGGGAGGAGAUGAAGUGCCCUUGGAAAUGAUGUUCAACACGUCUCAUAUCAUUACCAUCACCGCGUACACCUGUCUGUUCGUCCUCUCCGCUCUUGGAAAUAUAUCUGUGCUGAAGAGUAUUGCUGGGCACAGAUGGCGCACCUCCACCUCGCGUGUCACCCUCAUGAUCCUGCACCUCACCAUUGCCGACCUACUAGUGACCUUUCUGCUCAUGCCCCUGGAGAUUGGAUGGGCGUGGACAGUAUCGUGGGAGGCGGGGGACCUUGCCUGCCGUGUUCUCGCCUUCUUCAGAACCUUCGGCGUGUUUCUUAGCGGUUUCCUCCUCAUUGUUAUCAGUGUGGACAGGUACCACGCAGUUCUUCGGCCCCUGACGGUGACGGAGGCGAAGAGGCGGGUAAGGCUGAUGCUCUGGGGCGCCUGGACUGCCUCUGGGGUCUGCUCCCUUCCCCAGGCCGUCAUCUUCCACGUGGAGACACACCCCCAGCACGAGUGGUUCCGGCAAUGUGUCACGUUCAAUAGCUUUGCCACGCCCACGCACGAGCUUCUAUACAAUAUAUCGGGGUUUAUCUUCAUGUACGCCCUACCGCUUGCCACCAUCAUCUUCUGCUACGGCUCCAUUGUCAUCGCCCUCUACAGGAAAGACCUGACAUCGAUGGAGGAGUGUGGAGGCGGAGGCGGAGGCGGAAGCGGAGGAGGAGGAGGAGGAGGAGGAGGAGGAGGAGGAGGAGGAGGAGGAGGAGGAGGUGGAGGAGGAGGAGGAGGGACACUUGGAAGAGCGAAGACCCGCACCCUCACUAUGACUCUUACUAUAGUCACCGUUUUCUUUCUGUGCUGGACUCCCUACAACGUGAUGAGUCUGUGGUACUUCAUAGACAGAAACAGCGCACAGACAGUCGACCCCCGCAUACAGGCAGCUCUCUUCAUCUUCGCUGUUGCCAAUUCUACAGUGAACCCUUUGGUCUACGGCUAUUUCAACGUGAGGAGAGCCGGCAGGAGCUCCUCUCUGCGCCGCCAGGAGUGGAGGAUGAAGAGAGUGGUGUACAAGCCCCCCUUCCGUCAUCAUCUUCCGGACUGUAUCUGCAACACGACACAGACUUCCUCCAGCGACCACCACCACCACCACCUCCACCACCUCCACCACCACCACUACCUCCACCACCUGCACCACCACAAGGAUCCCCUCCGCCCCCGCUACAUCCUUCCCAAUCCCUAUCGUGACUCUGGCGGCAUGGAGUGAA